AUGGAGAAUGACGAGAUAAGAGUAAAAGCAGAAAUAGAAGGAAAAAGCAAUUCGCCAUACUUAGAAAUAGUAGACAACCCUGAAGGCUACCACUCAGCCUCUUCUUCACCCUCGAAUGAACUCAACUCGGAAGACGACGACGACGACAACGACAACGAAGACAACGUUGAAGACGAGAAUCAAAAGGACGAUAAUGAAGGGGAAGAAUACGUAGACUUCUCGACUUACAUUGAACAGUCCUACGACAAUCCAGAUAAGAAAUCCCAGAAGAGAAAGGCAGAAGACGACAAUAUGAGCCUACAAUCAAAGCAUAUCAAGUCUAACAACAUGCUAUCAUCAUCCCAGCGAGCAUUGGCUGCUAAAGCUACAGAAGAAGAAUCUCCUUUCUGGCCCAAAGCUGAUAUUGGAAGCGACCCUCUUAGGAAGUCACGCUGGAGUCAAGCCGAGCAGAGAUACUUUGCUGGCUCUGGUAUGGGCUCUUCAAAGUUGAAGGAGCUUUUGCGCAUCGGUGCUGCACCACCAUCCCCACAAGUCGAAGAAGCUCAAGCAGCUGAACAGAAGGAUGUCUACAAUGACGAAAGCAGAGACAAUGACGAUGUAGAUAACACUGACAAGGAAAAUAUCUUCGAUAAUACCUACUACCAAUCAUCAAACAAAGAAAUUAACAAUCCAGUGAACGACGUGCAAGCGUCAAGUUCGAGGCUAAUUUCACAUAAGCCGCCACUGAGAGACGUUCCCCAAGAAGCACCACCAGGAUACGACCAAGAUAUCUUACAAGCUGGCAAACCAGAUGUUAAAAACUAUGAUGUCAUCAAGAGAAUGAAGAAAUGCAUAGAGGAUCUUCAUAUAGUAUCCCUCGAUGCACUGAUGGAGGCCAGUGGAGAGUCUUCACAGUUUAUUGAUUCCUCCGCAGCCCCGUUCAAGCGCUUAUCGCAAAUAAUGGCAGAACACUCUCGCUGGCUCGAAACGUUCGUCAAAGUUGUAGAGAAGAAGAAGCAUAACGAGGGUUUAUUAUCUCCCUAA
Messenger RNA from Wallemia mellicola CBS 633.66, 1023 nucleotides. RefSeq lists its product as hypothetical. The transcript has a single exon. The record is from RefSeq and is a predicted model, not a curated record. Lineage: Eukaryota; Fungi; Basidiomycota; Wallemiomycetes; Wallemiales; Wallemiaceae. The coding region runs from base 1 to 1023 and encodes 340 amino acids.